AUGAAGGUUGAGAUGAAGGAGAAGAUCGUCUCCGAGGAGGCCAAGGACUCCGAGGCAAUGGAUUCGGAGACAAAAGAGAAGAUGGAUACUGACGCAAAGCAGAAGAUCGAGGCAAAGAGCUCCGAGACAAUGGACUCAGAGACAAAGGAGAAGAUGGAUUCUGACGCAAAGGAGGAGAUCGUCUUAGAGGCAAAGGACUCCGAGACAAUGGACUCGGAGACAAAGGAAAAGAUGGAUACUGACGCAAAGGGUUCUGAAAGCGACAAGAAGAAUCUCGGCAACGAAGCAGAAGAGAAGAUUGAAGAGAACAAGUCUGACGCCAAAUCCAAGAAGACGGAAAAGAAGGAGAAGGAUGUCGCCAAGAAAGCCAAGAAGAAGAUCGAAACAUUCAAGAAGAAAAUGAGCUGGGAAGACUGCAUCAAGGAAUGCAAGGAGUUCCUAGCGGAGAACGGUCACUGCAAGAUUCCUACUACUGGUAGCUAUAAGGGAAACAAGACUUUUGGCAACUGGGUACAGGAGACGAGGCGAAACUUUAAACUCCAGAUGACGGGCGGCAAAAAACCUCGCAGAGCAUUGACACAGGAACAGAUCGAUGAGCUCGAGGAGCUCAACUUUCACUGGGGGGUCGAACUCGACCUGAACAAGGUUAAGGAAACGGACACAGCGUGGGAAGCCAAUUUCCAAAAGCUCAAAGAGUACAAGGAUGCCAAUGGAGACUUUGAUGUUCCCAUGGAGUCGGAUUCGCUGAAGCUAGCAAAGUGGACCAGAGUCCAAAGGACCCAAAAGUACUACCGCGACACCAAGCGCAAGUGUUUGAUUAAUAAGGAGCGUAUCCAGAAGCUCGGCGACAUUGGUUUUGAUUGGAAAGGUGAGCGCAAGAUGGACUGA
Molecule: messenger RNA, 888 nt
Organism: Seminavis robusta
Lineage: Eukaryota; Bacillariophyta; Bacillariophyceae; Naviculales; Naviculaceae
Source: the annotation of a GenBank genome assembly